Messenger RNA from Staurois parvus, 432 nucleotides. The record is from the annotation of a GenBank genome assembly. NCBI's taxonomy places the organism in Eukaryota, Metazoa, Chordata, Amphibia, Anura, Ranidae.
AGACAUUGGUUACAGAAGAAGGAGAUUGUGAUUGGUCGCAGCUUGAUGAAACACAAAAUGAGACACUUACAAGCUCGACGUGUGACUGCUCUUGCCCCUCCCGCCAUGGUGCCCACUACCAAUCCCACCCAGCCUGUGUCUGUAGAAGGUGGCUGGUCUGAAGUCACUGACGAGGAGCUAAGACUGAAGGAAGAACUGGAGAAUGUGGAGAUGCGGCUCUCUGAUAGUCAGGCUUCCCGUGUGAAGGUUCAUCCUGCAGUAGCAAACAGCGAGAAAUCCCUGUACACCUUUCCCACCAUGAAGCGAGUCCUGGCUUACAGGAAUGGGGGCAAUUCAGAGCAAGCUGUAUAUGUUUGGGGCAAAUCUCUGGAAGAGUUACUGGACGAUUGCACUUUAAAGCUAAGUAUGCAACAUCUGCCAGCAGCGGUAUUG